This is a messenger RNA of Adelges cooleyi (spruce gall adelgid), 1824 nucleotides long. RefSeq names its product pyruvate kinase-like. Bases 1 to 1824 code for a protein of 607 amino acids. Gene Ontology annotation, cellular component: cytoplasm. Gene Ontology annotation, molecular function: magnesium ion binding; pyruvate kinase activity; potassium ion binding. The transcript has 10 exons. Gene Ontology annotation, biological process: glycolytic process. NCBI's taxonomy places the organism in Eukaryota, Metazoa, Arthropoda, Insecta, Hemiptera, Adelgidae. The record is from RefSeq and is a predicted model, not a curated record.
AUGUCGAAAAUCGUGCCUCAAACCACUGUGCCGCAAACCAUUUGCGCGGUUUCUCAACCACACACAUGGAUCGAUCUGCUCGCGGAUUUUCCAAAAAUCACCCAUGAAGAAGAUAUAUGUGGAAAAAUUACUCCAAUUGUCCUUAUAUCCGAAGAUGAGAUAAAUUAUGAAGAUCUCGCUACCUAUGAGGAACUAGCCAAGGAUCCAAAAGAAGAAGACUAUUUUUUAGUUUCGUUUUGCAACAAUGACAACAGCACGGAAACAAAGGCUACCUUUGAAAACAAUUAUCUGGAUCACAUGAGCAAUUUGAAAACAAAUUCGACACCUUCCCCACAUACACUCACUACGAUGGCCUGUGCUGUUUCGUCUAGUAUAACUAAAGAAGUAGUAGCAAAGUUCUGCGAGAGAGGCGUGUCCAUGAUCGUCGUGUGGUUCAACGAACUAUCCAACAAAGAGUGCCAGAAAAUGAUUUUCGAAAUCCGCCAAGGCGUUUUCAACUACAGUUUGAAAAUCAAUCGUAUACCCUACUCGUUGGCCAUCGUACUGAAUUUGGAAGGACAAAAAAUAUUCACAGGCAACAUACUUAAAACUCAACCAAAUCAAUCGACGAUAAGAUUAUCGACCAACGAGUAUGUGUACGUCACCAACGACGUCCAGUACAGGGAAAUGUGCUCGCCGGAUCGGAUUUACGUUGGUGCUGAAAAUAUUAUGCGAUUGAAGCAAGGCGACCCUAUAUACCUGGACUACGGCAAGAUCGAAUUGGUCGUACAGAAAGUUGGUGAGGACCGAUUGCACUGUCUGAUCAAACGAGGCGAAGUCCUGGGAUCCAAAAGAGUUGUGCACAUACCGGGAAUACCGAUACCAGCUGUACUUACCGAGGACGACGAGGAACGCGUCCGCACGGCCAUACAACACAAAAUCGACGUAAUACUCAUCCCUGGCGUUAGGGACGCCGCCUUUGUCAACCGAAUAAAAGAUUUCGUCCGCCUCGAAAAAGGCUUGGACAUUGAUUUUUACGCCAAAAUCGACAACAGUAUUGGGCUGGAAAACAUCGACGAAAUUUUGCCAAUCGUUGACGGAGUGUUCCUCGACUUACCUAGUCUAUCUAUGGAAAUAGGCCACGACAAGAUAUUCAUUGCUCAGAAGAUUAUUUUGUCUAAAUGCAACAUAGUGGGCAAGCCGACCAUCACUCACGGUUCGUUUUUGUCUUCGAUGGAGAACAUGUCGAUCCCCUCGAGCUCCGAAGUCAACGACGUCAUCAACACCGUACUCGACGUGACCGACGCCAUUUACUUAGACGUCACAGUGCGCAGUAGCUUUCAAGUGCACUGUAUUGAAUAUCUGUCUCACGUGUGCCGUCGAGCAGAAUCCGCCAUUUGGGAACAACAGCUGUUCAACGAGUUAAAUCACAAGUCCAAACCGAAAGUCGACCCCGCUCACGCGUUCAGUAUCGGCUGUGUCGAGGUGUCGCUGAAAUGCUACGCAAAAGCAAUUGUAGUCAUCUCCACUUCCGGCCUGUCAGCUCGGACUAUUGCCAGAUACCGUCCGCGGUGUCCGAUAAUAGCGAUCAUCAAACAGGGAAAAGCCGCUAGAAAGUUAUCAGUAUGGCGCAAUCUAAUUACGGUUCACUUCUUGACGGCACAGGAAAUGGAAUGGUCAAAAGAUAUCGAAGCCCGCACAAAGUUUGCAAUGAGUUUGGGUAAAACCAAAGGAAUAUUGAAAAAUGGUGAUUUAGUAAUACAAAUGUGUGGAAAUAAACAAGGUGUUGGUUUUACAAAUACUAUGAGGCUGUUGCAUGUGAAUUCAAAUGAUGUCUACGAAUAG